AUGGAUCCCGCCAGUUAUCCCCCUAAGCUCACUGUCGUUGAGAAGUUGAAUAUGAUUUCGGCUGGGCUUUCGUUGAUUGCAAGUGCAAUCAACGCGGCCAUCGCUGGCGUAUUUCGCGGACAGCGCGGGCACAAGCAUUACAACAAGCAUGUCCGCUAUGCUGUGAUCAGAGCAGCGGUUACUCGACUUUCGACACGGCAGCUGCAGGCGCUCAACCCCCUCACAAAUCAGGCAUAUGAACUGUUCGCAACAAAAAAUGGUUUCACACCGCAGACCGUGCCGUUAGAGCAUGGCGCACAGGGCCAUUGGAUCGGGAAUAAAGACGCGAAGAAUGUCUUGAUUUACUACCAUGGCGGCGGAUUUGCAACUGCGGCUGGUCCUGCAUUUUUCCAGCUCCAAUAUGACGUCCUGAACCAGCUCAAGGCUGCCGGCAAAGAUAUCGCCAUCUUCUUCAUUACAUACACCCUCACUCCGCAAGCCGUCUACCCCACCCAACUUACGCAAGCUGUCGAGGCACUCCGUUACAUAAUUAAUACAACCAGCCGUAGCCCUUCAGACAUUUUCAUCGCAGGCGACUCCGCUGGUGGUAAUCUCUCGCUUGGCGUUCUCUCCCAUAUUUCCCAUCCGCACAAGGCAAUCCAACCCCUGGAACUUUCUGAGCCCCUAGCCGGCGCCUUGCCUAUCUCGCCAUGGGUCUCGUUCUCUCUGGAUUAUCCCUCUGUCGAGGAGAACAAGAAUAAAGAUAUACUUGUGCCCUCGGCCCUGGAAAUGUGGUCGUCACUGUACGCUGCAGGCUCGGAGCCGGAUAAUUAUAUGGAGCCGCUUAGGGCGCCAGCAGAUUGGUGGAAGGAUCUUAAAGUAAGGGAUGUGCUGAUUUUGACCGGCUCGGAUGAUUUAUUCCGUUCCCCUAUUGAGCAGUUCGUUGAAAAGUUCAAGACCGCAUUCCCGAGCACGACUUUCGUUGUGGGCGAGGAUGAAUGUCACAACGGCCCCAUCAUAUCUUUGAUGAUCGGUGAUCAAUCGGAAACAGAGCAGGGGAAAGCAUAUGCGUCGUUUUUGUUGUCGAAACUUUGA
Histoplasma capsulatum G186AR is the source of this 1074-nucleotide messenger RNA. Its product is annotated as alpha/beta hydrolase fold protein. NCBI's taxonomy places the organism in Eukaryota, Fungi, Ascomycota, Eurotiomycetes, Onygenales, Ajellomycetaceae. The coding region runs from base 1 to 1074 and encodes 357 amino acids. Gene Ontology annotation, molecular function: hydrolase activity. The transcript has 4 exons. The record is from RefSeq and is a predicted model, not a curated record.